This is a messenger RNA of Gorilla gorilla gorilla (western lowland gorilla), 837 nucleotides long. It is a transcript of the gene IL5, whose product is annotated as interleukin 5. Gene Ontology annotation, cellular component: extracellular region. The record is from RefSeq and is a predicted model, not a curated record. Gene Ontology annotation, biological process: immune response. Lineage: Eukaryota; Metazoa; Chordata; Mammalia; Primates; Hominidae. Gene Ontology annotation, molecular function: growth factor activity; interleukin-5 receptor binding. The coding region runs from base 86 to 490 and encodes 134 amino acids. The transcript has 4 exons.
AAAGACAGACAAUAAAUUGACUGGGGAUGCAGUCUUGUACUAUGCACUUUCUUUGCCAAAGGCAAACGCAGAACGUUUCAGAGCCAUGAGGAUGCUUCUGCAUUUGAGUUUGCUAGCUCUUGGAGCUGCCUACGUGUAUGCCAUCCCCACAGAAAUUCCCACAAGUGCAUUGGUGAAAGAGACCUUGGCACUGCUUUCUACUCAUCGGACUCUGCUGAUAGCCAAUGAGACUCUGAGGAUUCCUGUUCCUGUACAUAAAAAUCACCAACUGUGCACUGAAGAAAUCUUUCAGGGAAUAGGCACACUGGAGAGUCAAACUGUGCAAGGGGGUACUGUGGAAAGACUAUUCAAAAACUUGUCCUUAAUAAAGAAAUACAUUGACGGCCAAAAAAAAAAGUGUGGAGAAGAAAGACGGAGAGUAAACCAAUUCCUAGACUACCUGCAAGAGUUUCUUGGUGUAAUGAACACCGAGUGGAUAAUAGAAAGUUGAGACUAAACUGGUUUGUUGCAGCCAAAGAUUUUGGAGGAGAAGGACAUUUUACUGCAAUGAGAAUGAGGGCCAAGAAAGAGUCAGGCCUUAAUUUUCAGUAUAAUUUAACCUCAGAGGGAAAGUAAAUAUUUCAGGCGUACUGACACUUUGCCAGAAAGCAUAAAAUACUUAAAAUAUAUUUCAGAUAUCAGAAUCAUUGAAGUAUUUUCCUCCAGGCAAAAUUGAUAUACUUUUUUCUUAUUUAACUUAACAUUCUGUAAAAUGUCUGUUAACUUAAUAGUAUUUAUGAAAUGGUUAAGAAUUUGGUAAAUUAAUAUUUAUUUCAUGUUAUGUUGUGUUCUAAUAAA